AUGUCGAAGAACCUUCCAAUGAAAGACCAGGAAUAUGCAAAGAAAAUAGAUGAAGAUUACUGGUCAGGAUUAUCAGAACCAAAACCAAGAUUCUUUAUAUGGAAUGACUGCACGCAGCUAGAUGGAACUCAUAGUUCUGAGGAUUUUAAAAUGUUUAAAGAAGAAGGUUACAAUCAAAAUGAACUAUGUUAUCUGAUUAAGAAAGAUUCCCUUAAGUGGGAGAGUAAAAAAUGUGAAGAAGUACAUAUUUUUGCAUGUGAAAAGAAAAUACAAGGAGAAUGUGGUCGAUCAAAUAUUUUAAGUUCCAGCAAGGAAAAAACGUUUCCCAAUAUAUCUACUAGUCUGUGUGAGAAAGAGUGCGCUGCUCGUCCUUCGUGUUGGUCUGGGAUAUCUACAGAGGAAGGGCUUUGCAUUUUACUGAAAACACGCAAUGACGCAGAUCCUUUAUCAGAAGUCACUAUAUUCAAAAAAAAUUGUGUAAAAGUUGAUGUACUAAGCAAUCACGACCCUCUUAUAACACAACAAAACAAAGAUGUUCAGCCAUUGCUCAAUUGCUCAGCUGUGCCUAUAACAGAUGUGACCAUUUCAUAUCUGCCAGAGAUUUCAGAGUCCACCUCAUUAAUGUCAGACAUUUCUGCAACACCAUGUUAUAUAUAUGAAACAUUGAAUAUGAUGCAAAUUGAAUUGAUUAUAACAUUAAGCGUAAUAGGUUUCGCUACUUCUAAAACUGGUUAUGUGGAGACAAAUGAAGUAAUUGGAAUUGACUUUGGAACCUCUUUUGUAAGCGUCGGUAUAUAUCGACAUGGCACAGUUGAAGUAAUACCAAAUGAGUAUGGAAAUAGAAUGACUCCAACAUAUGUACUAUUCACUGAAACAGGUGACUGUAUAAUAGGAGAACUUGCAUACCUGAAAACUGGCCAUAAUCCUAAAAACAAAAUUUAUAAUUUAAAAAGAUUAUUAGGUAGAACUUGGGAUGACAAUUUCGUUCAAAACCUAUUAGCAACAGUUCCAUAUGAUCUUGCUUAUGUAAAUAACAAACCAUAUGUUCAAAUAAAUCUGCGAAACAAAACAAUACAAUUUUCUCCGGAGGAAAUAAGCGCGAUGUUUCUUGUCCAAAUGAAGCAAUUAGCAGAACAAUACUUACAUGGUACCAUCAAAGACGCUGUAAUAACUGUACCAGCAUAUUUCAAUGAUCAACAAAGACAAGCAGUUAAGGAUGCUAGUGCUAUUGCUGAAUUAAAAGUUCGAAGACUAAUCAGUGAACCAACUGCGGCAGCGAUGUCAACCCGUAUUCACAACACAGAAGGAGAAAAUAUGAUUUUCGUUUUAGAUCUUGGUGGAGGAACAGUUGAUGCAUCAAUAAUACAACAGUAUGACGGAUUUUACAAAGCCAUUGCAACAGUGGGAAACACCAGUUUGGGCGGAGAGAACUUUAAUGAGCGAGUAUAUUCUCAAUUUAUAAAUCAAUAUAUAAAACGAACUGGCAAAAAAUUUCCAUACCAGAGAAUUGAUAUGAAAGUACGGCGAGAAAUCGAAAGAGCCAAAAGAGCGUUAUCGUCAGUAUCAGAAACCAUGAUUGAAAUCAAUUCGAUUUAUCCAGGUGAAGAUUUUUCGUGGAAGUUGACAAGAGAGCAUUUUAAGCAUCUUUGCAAAGAUUUGUUUUCGGCAAUCAUGUCGUUGGUUAAUAAAGCAAUGGCAUAUGCGAAAACAGACAAACACGACAUAACUGACAUAUUGUUAGUUGGAGGAUCAUCAAAAAUGGGAACCAUAAAAUAUUUACUGUCAAAAUAUUUUAAAAAGACACCUCGUUCUGAUAUUAGUCCUGAUGAAGCAGUAGUAUAUGGGGCAGCGGUCCAAGCCGGAAUAUUGAAAAGGGAUUAUGGUACCGAAGACAUUUUGUUGCACGACAUCUAUCCUAUGACGCUUGGUUUCGAGGCCGCAGGUGGGAAAAUGGCUGCAAUCAUAAAACGUAACACACCUAUACCAUACAUUAAUAGUCAUAUAGCAACAACUGCAAAAGACAACCAACCAAAUGUAGAAAUUAAAGUAUACAGAGGCGAAAACUCACUUACUAAAGACAACGAGUUCAUGGGGAAGUUUGUAUUAUUCGAAAUACCAAUUCUUCCUAAAGGAGGACCUCAAAUCGAAGUCACAUUCGAAAUUGAUGUUGAUGGUUCUCUUACCGUCACAGCAGUUGACCUAAUUCUACAAAAACGUUGGUCGAUGCAAGAUUUAUCGCAAAGUAUUGUUUUUAGGGAUGGUUUCAAUAAGUUAUCUUCAUCUGAAGUAUCACAGAUGAGAAAAAGAAUUAGACCCUAUAUAGAAAACGAAAAGAAACGCAAAGAGAAAUUAAAUAUCAUUGAUGAAUUAGAAAGAGUUAUUUAUACAUGCCAUUAUAUUGUUCAAGAGAAAAUAGAUUGGUUAGAUGAUCUGUCGUCUUCAGUUGAUAUUACAGAAGUAGUACAACAACUGUUAGAUUUCAAAGAACGUUUACAGAAUAUAACAGACAUAAGUGCUACAAGAAUUAUUACGCCAAGCAGUAACAUCAAUCUUGAACAUAUUGAUAUUAGGGAAGAACUUGAGAAACACGUUUUCACUUUGCGAUAUAUCAUUCAAACAAAUAUGGAUUGGCUUGAACAUAAUCAUGAAGCAACUUUGGCAGAGCUGAUUUACCAGAAAAAUCGUUUUUACGACUUCGCAAAAGAAACAAUUGAUGAAUUGAGUUUUACAACACAUUUGAUGACAUAA
Molecule: messenger RNA, 2748 nt
Organism: Mytilus trossulus (common blue mussel)
Lineage: Eukaryota; Metazoa; Mollusca; Bivalvia; Mytilida; Mytilidae
Product: endoplasmic reticulum chaperone BiP-like
Exons: 10
Coding region: 1-2748 (915 amino acids)
Biological process (GO): endoplasmic reticulum unfolded protein response
Cellular component (GO): nucleus; membrane; cytoplasm
Molecular function (GO): ATP-dependent protein folding chaperone; ATP binding
Source: RefSeq, a predicted model, not a curated record